AUGCUGGACAAGGCGAUUUUGACGACUCUCACCUCGACACCGUCCCGCCGUCUCGCCUCGCCAUUUUGUCACACGGCCAUUUGUUUUUUUUUCUGGCUGCAGCGCCCAUCAUUUCACUCGCUCAACGCUCAACGCUCGCCGUUCGACUCCGACACUCUGGCGCCGUCUUGUCUUGGACCCUCCGGCCUGCCCAUUACCAGCCGCUGGUUCCGGCGCGUCCCCGAAUUCGAUGACCCUGGCCGCUGUGUAGCCCUCGCCUUGUUCGCUAUAGCCUACAGUUAUCCCUUUCGUGGCCGAGUUUGGAGGCGGGACCUCUCGAUCACCCUUUGGUCAUCCUGCCCUCUGCUCUGCAAUUGCCACCUCGACGCUAUCCUCCCCGACGGCCUUCUCCUCGUAGCUGCUUACCACCCGCCGCUGCUACCUGCGAACGAUCCGACCUGGGCCUGCAUUCUUCAUGGACACCAGGACAUCGACGUUUGGAAUACCCCGGCCACGACACCAUCAACCUCUGGCACCACAGAUCGGCCUCAGGAAGCGUCGGCUGCGCAAACGGCCCCCUUUCAGACGCGCCUAGAGUACCUUCCGCUCUGGAUCCCUCAGCAGUCAAACAUCUACCACGCACAGCUUCUCCACUACAACAAGCUCAUCUCCCCAGCGAGGGGUGGUGGCCUGCAGACGCCGCCACUCCCUCCCGUCGUCACCUCGCCUUCCGUGCAGGCCGCGCCGAGAUCGCGUACUUCUAGUAGAGCAUCGCUCAAAGAUCCUACGCCUGCCAAGUCGACUGCGUCAUCGGGAAAUGGGAACCGACCAAGUCAGAAUUCCGAAAAUAACCGCUUGGUUAUAACCUCUCAAGACGCGCCAGCCAAGAUGCCUGCCAAGACACCCGCGGAGUCGUCCAAGAAUUGGGCGCAGAGAGCUGCCACUCUCUCCACAUCGCCUCAUGGCCAGGCACAUUCGAGCUCCGUCCCUUCCACGCCGCACCAGCAUGCGAGACUAUUUUCGUUCGAAUCUCGCGAUCCCUCCCCGAAUGCCGGCACAAACCACUCACCCCGUUCCGCAUAUUCGGAAACGAAUAGCACGCUGCCCUCUUUACGUCCGUUGCCCCCACGGCACGGCGGGUGCAAGUAUGAGACUGCCCAGAUCAAUUCUAGACGGAGAAUACCAUACUCUGUCGGCAGCGAUCGUCUCGAGAAGCUCGACUUGCGCACUGUCGCCCCCAAGCUGGGCGAAGAUGAGGAACAAAAACUCACCAAGGACAUGAAUGAGAUGUACGAUAAGUUGCUUCCAACAGACAAGGUCGAAGGGAAUCGAAAACGAUUGGUGCAGCGGCUUGAGAAGAUCUUCAAUGAUGAAUGGCCAGGCCAUGACAUCAAAGUGCAUCUGUUUGGCUCUUCUGGCAAUCUCCUUUGUUCUGAUUCCUCUGACGUGGACAUUUGCAUCACUACACCCUGGCACGAGAUGGAAGGCGUCUGCAUGAUUGCCGAUCUGCUUGCUCGACGAGGGAUGGAAAAGGUCGUUUGCAUCUCGGCUGCCAAAGUCCCAAUUGUCAAAAUCUGGGACCCUAAACUCGGCCUUGCGUGCGACAUGAACGUCAACAACACAGUCGCACUCGAAAACACCCGAAUGGUCCGUACAUAUGUUGAGGCAGACCCUCGCGUACGAAAGCUAGCCAUGAUCAUCAAGUACUGGACGAGAAGACGAAUAGUCAACGAUGCGGCUUUCGGCGGUACUCUGAGUUCAUAUACAGUGCAGAAACCUGACGGCUCCGUUGGCGACUUUGCCGAUAACAUGAAAAAGAUCAAGGGGUACGGCAACAAGAAUAAAUCCUCCGAAGCCGAACUACUUUUCCAGUUUUUUCGAUUUUAUGCACACGAAUUUGAUUACGAUAAGCACGUCCUUUCUGUGAGACUGGGUCGAAUCUUGACGAAAUCGGACAAGAAAUGGAAUUACUCAAUGAACAACCAACUCUGUGUAGAGGAGCCAUUCAACACGUUGAGAAAUUUGGGCAAUACAGUAGACGAAUAUUCUUUCCGUGGUCUCCAUCUUGAGCUACGACGGGCCUUCGACCUUAUUUCCCAGGGAAAGCUACCGGAGGCUUGCGAGCAGUUUGUCUUUCCCAAGGAGGAAGAGCGUGUCUGGUCUCGACCUGCGGCUCAGCCUCGCCCUGUACUGGUUCGAAGUUCGUCACAAUCGCAUUCCGGCCGAGGUGGACGUGGCAACAAUAGGGGAAAUCGCCACAACAACAACUUUCGCGGUGGCGGAUCUAACAGACGCGCCUCAUCUAGCGUACCGGCGCCGUACGACGGAACCAUGUUCAUUGCACCUGUCAACAUGGCGCAGGACUUGUCAUGGUAUCAAAACCCCCAGUUUCCGUUCCAAUAUGCCCAGCAAGACUUAGUCACACAGAUGGCAUACCAACAGCAGUUUCUCUACGCCAACUCGUCCGCUUUCUUGCAGCAUCAGAACAUAGCGCAACAGCAACAGAGAAUGUCUGGUAACGCAAGCGCCGGCCAGCCAGCGUCAGACCGCUCGAGAACGAAUUCCUUCGACACAGCACCUACAUCAGCCCCAAUUUAUGCUAUGUACAAUAUGGGGCUAGGCCAUGCAUUCUACCAGCCGGUUGCCCAAGGUUAUGGCACUUACCCUUCCUCCCCGGUGACGACGAGUCAUUCUACGCAUGACUUUCGGCGCUCUCUGCAUAGAUCAGCGACUGCGGAGGCUGGCACGAUUCCGAGCUUUAUUUCCGACGACACAGACUUUGACGAAACUCCCAAAGCUACGGCAGAGUCCCCAACAUCCGACGAUGCGCAAUCCGGUGGCUUCUUCAUGGCUAGAAGCCUUAGCCCGACUAAGCAGCGUGCAAACCAGCAGACAGUCGCAUCAGGUAUUGCCUUUGGCGACCUGGCGUCCGCGAGCACUGGUCAGCGCCGACUUUCUACCGAGCAACUGCCCCAGACUCUUCUGGACAGAAGGAUGAGAAGGGUUUCACGUUCGCCUUCGCCUCUCGGCCAUGUACGGGCGCAUUCUGUUGGUACGUCGUCUGCGCCACUUCCUUCGGCGCCCUUCUCUGGAAACCGGGAUAAAGACAACUCGCGGCCACUUGUCGUGAACGGGUCGAGUGGCAAGGCAGCAAAUUAUCAUGCUGCCCCCUUUAUUCCGAACCCAGACUUUACACCUCCUACUGGGCUAGGGCUUGAAAAUGCGUUGCAGAUCCAACCGCCUGCUAUCAAUAUGCCGAUAGCGCCUCACCCCGCGAGCGUAGGACUGAUGGGCACCGUACAUAUGCAGCCGUUCCAGGACUAUUCGCCGAUUGUGGCCAAUGGCUCGGGUAAGUCGUCAAAGCUACCUCCAGCGGAUGACACCUCCUUCAGAGAGAGAAUCGCGUCGAUGCAUCCGUACUACCCCGGAUUUGCUGGUCCGCCGCAGGACGGUAAUCUGCAUGCCUUGGGAGCGAAUGCGAAUGUGACAGCCGGGUCCAAGGGAUCGGGGUCCGGGCGACAGAGAGUGGCAUCGAGAACCACUUCAAGCGGGCUUAUCGCGCCCCUGGAUCUGGCUACUGGAGAUAAUCGCCUGAACAAGGCUUCCAUGAUAGACAUGGCACAUUUGUCCCCGGUGUACGAAACUCGGACGCCGUCUCCAACAAUGCACAGAAAAAAUGACAGCGGCUCCACGAACGAGAUACCAUUGCGACCAAAAUAUGGGGGCGGGGUCGAGGCCAAGAAGUCUCCAGUAUCGGAAAAACACCCUCCAGGCCAGGAUAACCAGAAAGGGAAGAAUCAGAAAGCGAAUUUGCCCGCUCAGAGGUCCAACCCGCCGAGGGAAAAUGGACAUGUCCGAGCUGCAAAGAGCGAAAGCGACGGCGGCUGGCAAAAGGCCGGGCGGCGCAAAAAGGCGCCAAGUGGUCUGAACGUGUCAGGCCAUAGUGAGCAACCGCCGAAGCACGAAUCGGAACGCAAAGGUGGGUGA
This is a messenger RNA of Cordyceps militaris CM01, 3966 nucleotides long. Its product is annotated as PAP/25A-associated. The coding region runs from base 1 to 3966 and encodes 1321 amino acids. The record is from RefSeq and is a predicted model, not a curated record. The transcript has 6 exons. Gene Ontology annotation, molecular function: nucleotidyltransferase activity. NCBI's taxonomy places the organism in Eukaryota, Fungi, Ascomycota, Sordariomycetes, Hypocreales, Cordycipitaceae. Gene Ontology annotation, biological process: RNA 3'-end processing.